Zonotrichia leucophrys gambelii is the source of this 1503-nucleotide messenger RNA. It is a transcript of the gene OMD, whose product is annotated as osteomodulin. NCBI's taxonomy places the organism in Eukaryota, Metazoa, Chordata, Aves, Passeriformes, Passerellidae. The record is from RefSeq and is a predicted model, not a curated record. Gene Ontology annotation, molecular function: protein binding.
AUGAUGUGGCACAAAGCAGUUUUUUAGAUUUUACUGGCAAAUCAGAAGUGGGGCCACAAGGCUGUUAUUUUGUGUUGCCUUCCCACAAGGCUCCUUCCCACAAAAUAUGGCUUAGAGAGACCUUUUGUUCCUCCAGCUGGGGUAGGCUAUGCCUUAGAUGAUUUCACCAGCACAAGAACUUGCUGCCCUCCACUUGAACUUCUCAGACAUCCAAAGAGUAAGUUUUCUUGGUCACAAGAUAUCAAUUUAAAUAUGGGGAUUCUGAGCCACCUAUUGAUCCUCCACCUCCUCUGGGCUGCUUUGGUCUUUUGUCAGUAUGAAGACUAUGAUUUUGAGGAUGAAUAUGGUGGGGAGCCAGAUCAUCAAGCUCCAUAUUAUUUUAACCCAGAUGCUCAAGUUGAAGCUCGUUUUCCUUUCCCAGUUGAGUGUGCCAAGGAAUGCUUCUGUCCACCAGCUUUUCCCUUAUCCAUGUACUGUGAUCACAGGAAACUCAAGACAAUCCCAAACAUCCCCAGUCACGUCCAACAACUUUACCUGCAAAACAACAACAUUGAAGCUGUGCCUGCAGGACCAUUCACUAACGUUACCUUCAUAAGGGAAAUCAACCUCAGCUACAACAAUAUUAAAUUCCAUAUGAUUGACCACGGGGUUUUUGCCAAACUUUCACACCUAGUGCAACUUCAUUUACAACAUAAUGAGUUGGAAGAAUUUCCAUUCCCUCUGCCCAGCUCUCUGGAGAGGCUCCUCCUUGGUUUCAAUAACAUUUCCCGGUUACCUGCAAAAGCAUUGGAAGGAUUGCCCAACAUGACCACGCUCGACCUUUGCAAUAACUUACUGGAUGACUCAGUACUCAAAGAAAAACCCUUCUCAAACAUGAAAAAUUUAAUGCAGCUCAACUUAUGCAACAACAAAUUACAGACAAUGCCUCCCGACCUGCCACCAUCACUUAGGCAUCUUUCUCUUGAAAAUAACUCCAUUUCUCAUAUUCCAGAAAAUUAUUUCCACAGACUUCCCCACAUCAUUGCUCUACGAAUGUCCCACAAUAACCUGCAGGACAUUCCACACAACACCUUUAAUCUACCCAACCUUCUAGAACUUAAUCUUGGACAUAACAAAUUGAAGCAAGUGUUCUAUAUUCCAAGAAGUUUGCAGCAUUUGUACAUUGAAGACAAUGAAAUUGAAAACAUCAACGUUACUGUGAUGUGCCCCACUCUGGACCCACUGAACAUCAAGCAGCUGACCUACAUACGGGUGGACCAGAACAAGCUCACGAGCCCCAUCAGCACCUACGCCUUCUUCUGCUUCCCUCUCAUCAGAACCAUUUAUUAUGGAGAGCAAAAUGUCACUGUCAGCAGGCCAAGCCAGCUCAGAACACCGGUGUUCCGGCGCUUUCUGACACCAGAGGAAUUCCAGCAAGCAGAAGACAAUCAGGAAACGCUCAAUCAAGAAACAGAAGAAAAUCAGGAAGCAGAGGACAGCUAUUUUCAUCCUUACUAUCACUGA